Musca domestica (house fly) is the source of this 1060-nucleotide messenger RNA. RefSeq names its product microfibril-associated glycoprotein 4-like. Bases 78 to 1022 code for a protein of 314 amino acids. The transcript is spliced from 4 exons. Lineage: Eukaryota; Metazoa; Arthropoda; Insecta; Diptera; Muscidae. The record is from RefSeq and is a predicted model, not a curated record.
AAAAUAAGUGCAGCUCAAAUUUAGUUCUUUCAAACAUUCUGAAGUGUUAGGUAUUUCGUUUUUUUUUUUUCUUCGAAAUGAAGAUUUUAAAAAUAGUUUUACUGGUGUGCAGUGUAUUUUGUUGUGCGAAAUCUGAAGAUGUAAAAUAUGCUGAGAAUUACCAGCAAAUAUUCGACGACGUAGAAAGUAUCAAAAACUCCCUGAAUCUGUUGAGACUCAAAGUGGAGAGGGAAGUACACCCUCCGAAAUCACCCUCCCAAAAAUAUGCCGAACGGGAAAAAUAUCGCAAUCAAAGUAAGCCCAUCUUUGACAUACGCAUCGAUGAAUUACCCGAAGAGUGUCAAAACCAUUCUUCCCCACCCUCAAACUGUGCCAUGGCAACGGCCUGCACCGAGACCAGUGGCUAUUACAACAUAACCGUGUCCCGCUAUCGCAACCACACCUUUCAAGCAUUCUGUGAUUAUCGCACCAAAGGCGGUGAUUGGUUGCAUAUCUUGCAGCGCAUUGAUGGCUCGGAAAAUUUCAAUCGUCCUUGGAUGGACUAUGUGAAUGGUUUUGGCGCUGUGGAUGGUGAAUAUUGGAUUGGGUUGGAAAAUAUUUAUGCUCUCACGAAUUUCGACGGGCCGCAGGAGUUGUAUGUUUAUAUGCAUAAUUUUAGUGGAGCAAUGCGUUAUGCCCGUUACGAUCAUUUUGUGAUUGGUGGAGCCGAUGAGAAGUAUAAAUUGAAGGUGUUGGGUAAAUAUUCGGGUAAUGCCGGAGAUAGUUUGUCGUAUUCUUUGGGAGCUGCUUUCACGACAUAUGAUGAGGAUAAUGAUAAUCAUACACAGAAUUGUGCCACCGCCCACAAAGGCGGUUGGUGGUACAAGAGUUGUGCCCGAACUGUUCCCACAGGAUUUUAUCACCAGGCCAAAUAUAAGGGAGAGUUUGCCGAUGGCAUUUAUUGGAGGGAUUGGCUGGAGUUGUGGAAUUCAAUGAAACAUGUCGUUAUGAUGAUUCGACGUCAACGCAUAUUUGAGGAUUAAAUGAUGAAUUAUUAUUAUAUAAACUCAAAUAUAUAUAU